Molecule: messenger RNA, 797 nt
Organism: Exophiala viscosa
Lineage: Eukaryota; Fungi; Ascomycota; Eurotiomycetes; Chaetothyriales; Herpotrichiellaceae
Product: DUF967 domain-containing protein
Exons: 1
Coding region: 254-781 (175 amino acids)
Biological process (GO): post-translational protein targeting to endoplasmic reticulum membrane
Cellular component (GO): TRC complex
Source: RefSeq, a predicted model, not a curated record
CUCGUCCUACUUGAAGAGACUCUGUCACAACCCCGCUACAGAACGGAAACGAAGAGACCCUGCGGACCGGAAAUGUUCGAAGCAGGUCUAAAGUGACAGUAGUCGAAAGGCAGCGCCAAGGAUCAUGCGACGCGGUGCCCUCAAAGUCGAGACGUGCCGGAUGAUCUACAAUUUCUCCGAAUGCAAUUGACCCCUCGACGUCUCCGUCCAGGAACAACAUAUCAGUCGCGGCAGGGUUGCACGACAGCCACCCAUGGCAGUCAAAGCUCUCCGCGAAGCCCCUCGCGACUUAUCCGACAUCGCAGCGCAGGAAGAAGGCCUGAUCUUGUCGCAUUUCACCGCGGACGAUGCCCUGGAAAUAGGCUUGUCGAUCCGCCAUCGCCUUCGCGCCCUCUCGCAACUCUCAGCCGUGAUCAACAUCUCGCUAGCCAACAGUGACAAUGUCUUGUUCCACGCCGUCUCACGCCCGGGCGUUCAACCCGAUAAUGAUCUGUGGGUGGCCCGCAAACGAAAAACAGUCAAGAGGUGGGGCGUGAGCAGCUGGUUCAUGCACAAUAAGAUGCAUGGCGACGAGGAAGCGUUCAAGAAGAAGUAUAUGCUCGGCGAGGCGGCGGGGCAGUAUGCGAUCCACGGAGGCGGUGUGCCCGUCAGAGUACGCGGCGUCGAGGGCAUCGUGGCGGUCAUUGUUGUUAGUGGACUGAAACAGCAUGAGGAUCAUCAGAUCGUGGUGGAAGCGCUGGAGGAGUUCAUCGAGGCGACGCGCAACGAGACGGGACAGUAAUCCUGUGUGGCUCUAC